CUUAUCACCUGCUUGACAAUGCUUCGGCUUCAGCCAUUGAUCGGUCUCUUGCUGAUCAGCCUUGCUCAUGGCGACUACUGCCCCAUUUUGUUCAGUCCUCUUGAUGUGGUGGCUGAAUAUGGAGCUUCAUUUUCAGUGAACUGCUCCGUCAACAGCAUCACACAUCAAUUUGGUUUGAACUGGGAGGGAUUUAAUAACACAAUGGAGGACAGUGAAGAGAUCUCCAGAAUUGUGGAUAAAGUGACAGACUGGGAGAUGAAUGUAACGUGUUACAUGCACUCUAAUGAAACACAGUGUUCACAGGAUCUUCCAAUUACUAUUUACAAGACUCCAGACAGUGUGUUCAUCAGUGUGAAUCACAGCGGACCAAUGAUGGAGGGAGAGCCGUAUGAGCUCCAGUGUGACAUUCACAAUGUGGCUCCUGUUCAGGAUCUCACUGUCCACUGGUACAAAGGACAGACUCUGCUGGAUCAAACUACCUUCCCUGAAGCUAGCAAGACUCCAGUGAAUGAAACAGCCACACUCCUGAUCCGUCCAGACAGAGCUGAUGAUGGAGUUCAAUACAGGUGUGAAGCAAAGCUGGAUCUGGGAGCAGAAGGACCUCCUAAUUCUACAGAAUCAGCUCUCAAUGCUGAAGUUUACUAUAAACCACAACACUCCAGUUCAACAGAGACCAUCAUUAAAGACGAUAAGGUCAUGCUAGAUUGUACAGUGAAGGCAAACCCGGCCCCUACGUACACAUGGGAUCAUCUGAAAGAGAAGAACAGCUCCUCAGAGCUCAAGUCCUCAGCACUCAGUCCAGGAAACUACACAUGCACCGCCACAAACACUCUGGGAAGAGACAGCAAAGUGUUCAUCGUCAAAUCUACAGACAGUCGAUGUCCUGUUCAAAUCAUCCCAUGGAGAGCUGUUGUGAGGUACGGCGACAGUGUUUCUGCUGACUGCAAAACUUCAGUCCUGCAUAAAGGGAUGGGAUGGGAAGCCAGUGAGGGAGCAGUGCCCAUGACCAAAAACCAGAAUCUGAUCACAUGGAGAGUGUCAGAACUGACAGAAUGGGACAUAAAGCCAUUCUGCUACAUAAACUAUAAAAUAGGCGAUGAGGAUCAGUGUCAAGAAGAGCUCCCAGUCACUGUUUACAAGACUCCAGACAGUGUGUUCAUCAGUGUGAAUCACAGCGGACCAAUGAAGGAGAGAGAGCCAUAUGAGCUCCAGUGUGACGUUCACAACGUGGCUCCUGUUCAGGAUCUCACGGUCAAAUGGUACAAAAGACAGACUCUGCUGCAUCAAACCACCUUCACUGACACUAGCGAGACUCCAGUGAAUGAAACUGUCACACUCCUGAUCCGUCCAGACAGAGCUGAUGAUGGAGCUCAAUACAGGUGUGAAGCAGAGCUGGAUCUGGGAGCAGAAGGACCUCAACCUCAUCCAACAAUUUCAUCAAAACCUCUCAGCAUUACUGUAUAUUUUGCUCCACAAAUUCAAUUUUGUAGUGACUGGUCACCAUUGACAGAGACCUCAUUGGAUUCAUAUCCUUCAAAUUUACAUUCUGUCGAGGGUAAACCUCGUCCAGACAUCUCCUGGAGACACAAAUCAUCAUCAGUCAAUUCCUCUAUGCCUCUUACCAGACAUGAUUCUGGCCUAUAUGAAAUCAUUGCCAGGAAUGACCUUAGUACUGUCAGCUGUUUCAUGACGAUAACAGUCGAGUAUCCUCCAGAACUGAACUGCAACAAGAGCUAUGAAGUAAAAGAAAAAACACUCUUCAAACUUCCUUGCAUAGCCGAUGGAUUACCAAAGCCUGAAUGUUUCCUCUACAAAAAUGGAAAAAUUAUCCAGCAUGACUUUUAUCUCAAUUGGAAUGAUAGCGGCUGGUAUCAAUUAACUGCACAUAACCAACGUGGAGCUAGUAAUUCUACAUUCACCAUCAACAUCCUAUAUGCCCCAGUGUUUUAUGACAGCCAAGAGAAAUUUGUUGUGGGAGAAGACAGCAAUAUAACGCUAGAGUGCUACUCGACUGGUAACCCAGAACCUGAGGUAUGGUGGAGCUUCAAAAAUAGGAACAUCUCCACUGGGAGGCGACACAUAAACAUUGAGAGAGCCACGUCUACCAGUGCUGGAGUUUAUACAUGCAGUGCCACGAAUAAAUUUGGACGCAGUGACAAGACCUUUAUAGUGGAGAUAACGGGUUUGGGCUAUGACUUUCCCUACUACAUUCUAAUUGUUUUAGGAGUAUUUGUACUGCUUGUUUUAAUCAUCCUUUUAGUGGUUUUAAUGUGGAGAAGGAGAAAAUCAAGAGGACAUUAUGAAAUACAGUCAGAAAUGCAGCCGUUAAGCAAUGGGGGCCCUAAGUGAGUUUUAUCUUGUUUUAAUAAGUUGAAAUAUGCUUACAUUGAAAAAAGACAAUAUACU
Molecule: messenger RNA, 2406 nt
Organism: Sinocyclocheilus grahami
Lineage: Eukaryota; Metazoa; Chordata; Actinopteri; Cypriniformes; Cyprinidae
Product: hemicentin-1-like
Exons: 10
Coding region: 19-2349 (776 amino acids)
Biological process (GO): cell adhesion
Molecular function (GO): integrin binding
Source: RefSeq, a predicted model, not a curated record